Molecule: messenger RNA, 2067 nt
Organism: Stylophora pistillata
Lineage: Eukaryota; Metazoa; Cnidaria; Anthozoa; Scleractinia; Pocilloporidae
Product: UBX domain-containing protein 6
Cellular component (GO): cytoplasm
Molecular function (GO): protein binding
Source: RefSeq, a predicted model, not a curated record
UUGAGCUGUCAAUAUUGAGCCAAGGUGGAAGGUGACGAGCCGGUGUAACAUCGGAUAGGAAACUGAAAGUCCUCUGUAGUUUCAAAGUAAGAGGUACAGUCUUUUAGUAUGAGGACUGCCCGAAAAACAAUGAUUUGAAAAUGAAAAAGCUUUUAGAAAAAGCCAACUUAGAUUACAAGUUCAAGAAAGCAGGUGAGGGCCAUGCCUUAACAGGUAACAGCAGCACAGCCUCUCAACAGCAAGCAACUUCCUCAGCGCCUGCCGUGCCGCGAGCAGCCCCAAGCUCAGAUGCACAAAGAGCUGGGCAGGCUGCUUUAGAAAGGUUUUCAGUUCAUGAAAAAAGUGCUGUGAAGAAGCCAAAGUCUGCCACAGCUACUUGGAAACACAGUGGGCCAGCAGAGACAUCUCAAAGCAGUAGUGGUACAGGAGCAGCACUGAAACUGAAUCAGCUGAAAAGAGAAGUGAGACAGGAGUUGGCAUAUCAAGAAGCCUGCAAACAAAGAGAUGUUCAGAGAGAGGUUCAAUCUACUGCUGAGCCAACGCAUGUAGAAUGUUCAACAGUGCUGUCUCAAGAAGGAGUGUAUUUUAUUUGCCCAGUGUGUCCAGUUACAGUGUUAAAAAAUGAACUAGAUACACAUUUGUGGGAAUGUCUCUCUAAGCAAUAUCCUGGUGAGCCAUUGACAACCUCCUGUUCCAUGAUACACACCCUGAACAAGGACAAAGAAAAGGUUAAAGCCUGCAUUGACCUAAUCUGUAGAUACCUUGAUAAUAUCUGCAAGAAUCCAGAAGAGGAAAAAUAUAGAAAGAUAAAGCAAAGCAACAAAAUAUUCCAGGAACGUGUAGUGCCUAUCAAAGGUGCCACUGAAUUCCUUCUUGCUUGUGGAUUUGAAGACAAAGUUCUCUUAGUAGAAGCAGAUUCAGAAGAAAAGUUUUUUGUUUUGCCAAAGGACGAGUGUUGUGACUGUGAACGAUUAAAUGUGUAUAAGGAAGUGUUAACGUCAACUCAAGCUUUGAAGGCAAAACUUGAUCGUUGCUUAAAGGUUUACAAGCCAAGCAGCCAAGCAAGUCAUUUUGAGGUCCCCUGGGAUUUCUAUAACAAGACAGCUGAAGAGGUCAAAAGUGAACAAAUAGCAAGAACGGAGGAGGUAGAGAGAAAUUCUCAGCUCAGAACUCGAGCCAUGCGUGAAGCAGAGAAACGCCCAUCCAAGACUUACCGUUUCACUUUGGUACGGAUACGUUUUCCUGAUGGGGUCAUUCUCCAAGGAACAUUUUAUUCCCGAGAAAACCUAGGGGAUGUUUUCGAGUUUGUUCGGCAGUCCCUUGUGUCCGAGUGGCAGCCUUUUCUUAUCUUCGAGGCUGGUAGACAGUUGAAAGAUGAAAAGGCUACCCUGGUCGACUUGGGCUUGGUUCCAGCUGCUUUGGUGAACUUCAAGUGGGACCCAGUUAUUAUGAAAGAAAUCGCAGCGGCACAAGGUCAAGUGGACGAGAAUAUCUUCCUGAAACCCGAAGUGCUGUGCAGAGUACAAGAACUUAGCUAGAACACGAUGAUAAAAUUAAAACGAAAAUCAUCAUUGAUUUCAUCGUAAAACUGAAUGUUUUCAUGAUAAAAUAAAAUAUAAAGAAACAAAGGAUAUAGAAGACCAUAAAGAGACCGUUUGGACAAAAGCAGAUUGUGUUUGAAGUGAAUUUGAACGAUACCUAGGAAUGCAUCGCUAGAAAUGCAUCGCGAGAAAUGCCAAAGGGUCUCCCUAACUAAUAUAAACAGCCCGGUUAUUCAAGUGUCGGCGAACUAAAGACUGUAGCGCAAAUUUUGACACGGUAAACAAAUGAGUAGCGUAAAUUGGAAAUGUCUUCACCGGCAAGAGGUAGACGGGUUGGCUCUUUACAAAGAGCAGAUAAGGAGUUGGACUUUGGACUUCGGAGAAGUCUAGAACCUGAACCUGGGACCGACAGAAAUGAAGUCCAGUGCCAUCAGUAACUCAGCCAUACCGCUUCCUCUGUGGUUAGGUAUACUAUGUAGCAGUAGAAUAUGUAGAAGGAGCGAAUAAAAAGUAAUGUCAAGGAGAA